This is a messenger RNA of Phragmites australis (common reed), 2267 nucleotides long. RefSeq names its product tRNA (guanine(26)-N(2))-dimethyltransferase 1-like. Gene Ontology annotation, cellular component: nucleus. The record is from RefSeq and is a predicted model, not a curated record. NCBI's taxonomy places the organism in Eukaryota, Viridiplantae, Streptophyta, Magnoliopsida, Poales, Poaceae. The transcript has 12 exons. Gene Ontology annotation, molecular function: RNA binding. The coding region runs from base 290 to 2104 and encodes 604 amino acids. Gene Ontology annotation, biological process: tRNA N2-guanine methylation.
GCAACCUGGGUAACUUUAGCUUGGCAGCAGUUUAUUUUCCUGAUAAAAAAAGUUAGGGUUCAACUAAACCCCGUUCCCACGUUUCGCCGCCACACCACCAGCACCGCCGCCGCCGCCGCCGCUCCCACUACUCUCUCGCUUCCACCUCCUCUCCCCCUCCGUUCCUUCCUUCUCCACUCUCUCUGUCAGAUCCGGCGUGGCGCGUCCCCGCCGCUGAGCUCGGCUCCCCCCCGCCCCCCUGUGCCACUAGUUUGGUUGGAUUUGGGGGCUGGGUUUUGAAUUCGGAGACAUGGCGGAAGUGGAGGACAAUCUCAAGGACUAUGAGAUCAAGAGGGAAGGCGAGGCCGAGAUUCUCAUGCUCAAGAGCAACGCCGUGUUCUUCAAUCCUGUGCAGGUUCACAACAGAGAUAUGUCCAUUGCUGUUUUAAGGACCUUUGUUGCCAAGCACAAGGAAGAACAUGAGGCGCUGAUGAAUAAGAAGAAUAAGUCACAUCAAAAAGCCAAACAGAGUGAAAUAUCUGAUCAAAAUGGAGAGGAUGCUUCAACUAGCCAGCAUGAUGAAAUAGAAGUUGUUUGUGAAAAGGAGCUAAAGCAAGCUGAAGAUGAAAUGGAAGAUCUGUCAAAAGAAGCGACAAAGACACCUUCCUGGAAAGUAACCAGAGAGCUUAAGCCACCGCUUGUUCUAGAGGCUUUGGCUGCUUCUGGGUUGAGGUCUCUCCGGUAUGCCCGUGAAGUCGAUGGCUUAGGAAAGGUAGUUUCCCUGGACAAUGAUAAAGCUUCUGUCGAAGCUUGCAAGAGAAAUAUAAAGUUCAAUGGGGCUUCCGCUAUUAGUAAGGUGGAAGCUCACUUGGCUGAUGCUCGAGUUUACAUGCUCACGCAUCCAAAAGAAUUUGAUGUGGUUGAUCUUGACCCUUAUGGAUCACCAUCUAUAUUCCUCGAUUCAGCUGUACAGGCUGUAGCUGACGGUGGGAUAUUGAUGUGCACUGCCACUGAUAUGGCAGUUCUUUGUGGGACCAAUGGAGAAGUUUGUUACUCCAAAUACGGUUCGUACCCAACUAAGGGCAAGUAUUGCCACGAAAUGGCUUUGAGAAUCCUCCUUGCCAGUAUUGAGAGCCAUGCAAAUCGGUACAAGCGAUAUAUUGUGCCUGUUCUCUCUGUGUUUAUGGAUUUUUAUGUCCGUGUUUUUGUUCGAGUAUUCACUUCUGCAAGUGAAAUAAAGAAUACUCCUCUUAAACUUUCUUACGUAUAUCAAUGUGUUGGCUGUGAUUCUUUCCAUCUUCAGUGUCUUGGGAGGACUAUCUCUAAGAAUAACAGUGUGAAGCAUGCACCUGGUAUUGGGCCAGUUGUUCCUCAAGAGUGCAACAAUUGUGGAAAGAAAUUUAAUGUGGGUGGGCCAAUAUGGUCUGCUCCUAUUCAUGAUCAAGACUGGGUAGUUUCUACUUUGACAGAUGUUAAGUCCAUGAAGGAUAGAUAUCCUGCAUACGAUAAAAUUACUUCAGUUCUAACUACUGUGUCAGAGGAGUUACAUGACAUUCCAUUGUUUUUCAGUCUCCAUAACAUAGCUGGCACUGUUAAGUGCACAUCUCCGUCUUUAGUUAUGUUCCGGUCUGCAGUUCUAAAUGCAGGAUAUCGGAUCUCAAGCACCCAUGUUAAUCCGCUUGGGGUGAAGUCUGAUGCCCCUUGGGAUGUUAUUUGGGACAUCAUGCGCUGCUGGGUGAAGAAUCAUCCUAUUAAGGAACAGCCACGUGACUCUCCUGGCACGGCGAUCCUUUCAAAAUCGCCAAAGCUAGAAGCAAAUUUCUCUAGGGCAGUUGCUGCCCUCAGCAAGGCUCAGGCGAAGAAGGUUAAGCGGUUCCUUCCGAACCCAGAGCGCCACUGGGGUCCGAAGGUCAGAGCAGGUCGGAAGAUCACGAGUAAACAUGUCUCUCUGUUGGGCCCUGAGGCUAUCAAUGGUGUUGUAAAUGGAGCUAUCAGCCACGAAGAUGGAAAUGGAGCAGUGACAGAUGAGUCAGCUCCAGAACCGGAAGGGAUCAAAGAUGACGAGAAUGAACCCUCAACCAAACGCCAAAAAUUCAGUGAUGAUGAACCGGCAUGCGAACCUUGAUCAACCAGAUCACCGUUAACUUUUUGUUUGUUUAACUUUCUGCCCCUCUCGUUCCUUUAUGUUUGUGAGCUUUAUGUUGUGUGUGGCCGUCAGUUUUUAUAUCACAUGUUGCUGGGACAACAAUGAAUUUUGAUCGAAACGAAUUUCAAUCAAGGUUUUGUUA